AUGUCUUCGCUGCCCCUGCAAUGUGGCUUUCUUGUGGUGGUGGCCGCCGCCCUGCUUUGUCAUUUUGUAUUCAAACGUCAUGAGCCCACUAGUCCGCUCUCCCACCUAGGCUUGCUCGUUGUAGUUCCAGCCAUCCUUACAACCUUGUUUUUGCCUAACGCAUCAACUUUUACGCAUGCAUUCAGUUGUGUCUACAUAUUGUAUUACUCUACUGUUCUCGUUUCUGUGACCCUGUAUCGUCUAUCCCCUUGGCAUCCACUUGCGAGAUACCCUGGCCCUAUCCCUUGCCGCAUCUCCAAGUUCUGGAUGGUAUGGGUCUCUCGUGAUGGAAAGCAGCACAUUUACUACUCAAGACUGCACCAAACGUAUGGCGACGUUGUCAGAAUUGGUCCCAACGAGCUAUCAAUACGAGACGUCAAUGCUGUGGUCCCUUUGAUGGGUAGCAACGGGAUGCCUAAAGGACCUCACUGGGAUGGACGCAUGGCCGAGCAAUCAGCCACCAGAACAGUCAUUUCGGUAAGGGAUUCCGUAGAGCACGCACGACGGAGAAAGCCUUGGCAUAGGGCUUUCAGUGUUGCUGCACUGAAAGGUUACGAGGAGAUUCUUGGAAAGCGAGUCCAACAAUUCGUAACGAUCCUCGAGCAACAGACACAACCCUUCAACCUUGCUGAGCGUAUAAAUCAUUUCACAUUUGGCGGAGGCUCAGAGAUGUUGCGUGACGGUGAUAAGGACAACACUUGGCAUCUGCUGGAAAGUGGCCUUCCAACUGCCUUGGUUCUGUCCCACGUGCCUUGGCUCGGAAAGUACUACGCCAAUUUGCCAGGAAUCGGGGAGGGCCUCAAGACAUUCAGAACGUUCUGUCAAGAACGCGCUAUUCUCAGGCGGUCCGCAGGCUCUCUGUCUAGAGAUCUCUUUCACUAUCUGAUUGACGAGGCGGGUCUUGAGCGUCAUACGUCCCCUCCAACAUUUGCGGAAGUGGCGUCUGAUGGAGUCCUUGCUAUAGUAGCCGGGUCUGAUACCACAGCAACCACCUUAAGCUCUCUGUUUUUAUCGCUUCUGAGAAAUCCUCAAACGUACUACCGGCUCCAAGCCGAAGUCGACAGCUUUUUCCCUCCUGGCGAAGAUCUACUUUCUACGGUUCAUCACCCUCAUAUGAUUUUCAGUAACGAAACUCUACGACUCUUCCCACCAGUUCUCAGUGGAAGUCAGCGUGGAGUACCGAGAGGCGGUGACGACAAGUUUGUCGGCCCUUACUUCUUACCCGAAGGCACCAAUGCAUUCGUUCAUACUUAUUCCCUUCAUCGUGAUCCUCGCAACUUUUCCCCGUCACCUGACACAUUCUGGCCGGAGCGGUGGCUCAAGCCUGAAGAGCGCGCGGGGCUCCUAUCAUUUGAUCCAAAGGGCCUUGAUAAAUUCCCAAUCGUUCAUGACACCAAGGCUUUUGUUCCGUUCUCCUUUGGUCCCAUGCAUUGCGUUGGCAAGCAACUCGCAUAUCAAGAAUUGCGUAUGGUAGUUUGUGCGAUGAUGUGCCGACUCAACUUCAGCUUUGCUCCGGGAUACGACCCAGAGUCCUGGGAACGCGACUUCAAGGAUUAUUUUGUUUCCACGAAGGGGAGCUUGCAGGUUGUCUUAUCUCCACGGAAUCUAACUGCUUGA
Suillus subaureus is the source of this 1656-nucleotide messenger RNA. RefSeq names its product cytochrome P450. NCBI's taxonomy places the organism in Eukaryota, Fungi, Basidiomycota, Agaricomycetes, Boletales, Suillaceae. The record is from RefSeq and is a predicted model, not a curated record. The transcript is spliced from 9 exons. Gene Ontology annotation, molecular function: monooxygenase activity; oxidoreductase activity, acting on paired donors, with incorporation or reduction of molecular oxygen; heme binding. The coding region runs from base 1 to 1656 and encodes 551 amino acids.